Molecule: messenger RNA, 1824 nt
Organism: Myiozetetes cayanensis
Lineage: Eukaryota; Metazoa; Chordata; Aves; Passeriformes; Tyrannidae
Product: nucleoside diphosphate kinase-like
Exons: 5
Coding region: 99-560 (153 amino acids)
Biological process (GO): GTP biosynthetic process; CTP biosynthetic process; UTP biosynthetic process
Molecular function (GO): nucleoside diphosphate kinase activity
Source: RefSeq, a predicted model, not a curated record
GGGGCUAAGCCGGGCUGGUCCCCGCGCAGACAAAGCGGUGGCAAAGCCACCAGCGGGUGACACGGGCUGCGGGAGCCGCCGGGACCGCCAGCGGGACGAUGGCUUCCAUCGAGGAGCGCACCUUCAUCGCCAUCAAGCCCGACGGCGUCCAGAGGGGGCUGAUCGGGGAGAUCAUCAAGCGCUUCGAGCAGAAAGGAUUCAAACUAGUGGCCAUGAAAUUAAUACAUGCCUCUGAAGACCUUCUGAGAGAACACUACAUCGACCUCAAGGACCGGCCCUUCUAUGAUGGGCUGGUGCAGUACAUGCACUCGGGACCUGUUGUGGCCAUGGUGUGGGAAGGUCUUAACGUGAUUAAGACAGGAAGGGUGAUGCUGGGAGAAACUAAUCCAUUCGAUUCCAAGCCUGGCACUAUUCGUGGUGACUUCUGUGUUCAAGUUGGAAGGAACAUCAUUCACGGAAGUGAUUCUGUGGAAAGUGCUGAGACGGAGAUCAAUUUAUGGUUCACUCCUGAAGAACUGGUUGAUUACCGAAGCUGCGCUCAUGAGUGGAUCUAUGACUGAGCCUGCAUCCUCUGAUAUCCCUACAGCCCCUGAGCAGCUGCCAGCCUUUAGCUAUUCCAAAGCCCUGGUAGAAACCUCAGAAAUCUGUGAGAUUGCUCUGUUGUUGUGAACGUUAAGUAGAGUCAGUGUUUACUGCUGCUUUGAUUUAAAAGCUGUGAAGUUAUAGAUGGAAUUGUACUUUUAAAAGAAGCUGCUUCUGGGGUUGAGAGAUAUGAGAUUAAAACACAGAGCAUAUGAAAAAGAUAUAUUUUCCUGGAACACUUUAUAGCCAUAGAGAGUAUUUUGGUAAAUAGAAAAAAAAAUUUUUUUUUGUUAAAAAAUUAUCCAAUAAUUCAACAUGUAAAUGGCUUGGUGUUAGCAGUUAACUUUAUUUAAAUGUUAAAGGACAGCUGGUAGUAUGUGAGUAUAUUGCUAACAUGUCCAGAUGCUGAGGACUGAAUUUGAUAUCGUGUGUGCCCCAUACCCAAAACAGCUGCAGAAAAAAAAACCUGUUUCUCCCCCCAAAACGCUCUGUGCCCAUACACAGAGCUCAGCUCUGAUUAACAUAACAACUGUCCUCCACACUAACGCUGUUUUAACUUGCUUUUUCCACCCCACACCCCCCCCACAUGGGAUUUAUUUAGCAUUUUAAGGAAAGAUUAACCAGCCAGGGUUUAUGAAAUGCCCUUUUAUGUAAAAAGAAGAUUAAUGUGAGGAUGGAUGAGGGAGAUCUACCUUCAACCCCUUCACUGCAGCAGCCCCCUGGCACUGCACAGAGCAAUAAGUGAUGUUUGCUUUGCUGGCUGAACAGCUGAUAAUUUAGGGUCUGAUAAUUUAGGUUUGUUCUCAUUCGUGUCCUUUCCGUAGUAGUUGGAACUACAAAGCAAACUGUCCUUGGAUGAAAUGUCUCAGAAGUGACUUUGGCAAUAUUGUUUUGAAUUAAUUUAAUGAUGUAAAGAAGCACAGUCAUAAUAAUGCUGAAAGUAUUUCAGUAGAGGUGUCUGCUUCUAUCAGAGAAAAACGUCGUCCUCUUGCAGAACUUUUAACAACAGAGGUUGUACUGGAUGAGGAGGAGUUGGAAUUGAUAUUAUGUAUUUAUUUACCUGCAACAUUAUAUUCACUAAGAGCAAGUGUUUCAUGGAAUUAGUUGUUCGAAUCCCAUGAUUUUUUUCCCUGUGGUGAGUUUCAAAUAAUGAACUGUGCAAUGUAUGUUGGACUAAAAAAGAGAUGGUACAAAACGAAACAUCUGCUGUUUCUUAAGUGAAAUAAAAAGAUAUUUUAAUUA